Aspergillus homomorphus CBS 101889 is the source of this 1454-nucleotide messenger RNA. RefSeq names its product PCI domain-containing protein. The record is from RefSeq and is a predicted model, not a curated record. Bases 147 to 1397 code for a protein of 416 amino acids. The transcript is spliced from 2 exons. Lineage: Eukaryota; Fungi; Ascomycota; Eurotiomycetes; Eurotiales; Aspergillaceae. Gene Ontology annotation, cellular component: COP9 signalosome; cytosol.
CAUCCCCGCUCCUCUCCUGAUACCUCACACUGCAGCACUUUCAAUCCAAGCGAAACCUCCAAACCCUCCUCUGAGCAAACUUCACACCUUCGAUCCUCACCAAUCUACAACCUCCUUCCCCUCCACCAUCAACCGGUCCCACCACGAUGGCCUCCCAAAAAGUCAUCUCCGCAUUAGCGGAGAUCGAAAGCUCGAGCAACUCGCAAACGAAACUACAACAAUACAACGAGCUACUGACAGACAUCAUCACGAACUCAGCCGCGGCACAACUCCCACAAGACCUAAUCACCUACCUAGACUCGAUCCUCAGCGAAAGCCUGAGCAUCGUAGCGGCGCGGCCACUGCUCGACCACUUCAUCACGAUCCUGCGGCCGCUGCCGUCUCCGACGAAGAUCACGGUGGGACAACACGCGGUGACGCUCUUACAAUCGCGGUCGACGAGCGUGGAGGAGCAAGACGCAGCGAUCCGCGAGAUUCUGGCAGACGCAUACGAAGCCGAAGAGGAGUACAUCGCAGCCGCGCGAGCACUGCAGGGGAUCCACAUCGACAGCUCGCAGCGGCAGGUGCCGGAGGCAGCGAAGGUGCGGCUAUGGAUCCGGAUCGUGCGGCUGUACCUGGAGGAGGACGAGACGACGGCGGCGGAGGCGGUGCUGGGGCGGAUCAAGAACCUGCCGAGCAAGAUCGUGGACCCGGAGCUGGCGCUGCACUUCAAGCUGGCGCAGGCGCGGGUGCUGGACGCGCGGCGGCGGUUUCUAGAUGCGAGCCCGGAGUACUUCGGGGUGAGUCUGGCGGCGGGCGUCGACGAGGCCGAUCGGCUGCACGCGCUGGCCGCCGCCAUCCGCUGCGCCGUGCUGGCGCCCGCCGGCCCCCAGCGCGCCCGCCUCCUCGCCUCGCUGUACAAGGACGACCGCGCGCCCUCCGUCGACGAGUUCGCCAUCCUCGAGAAGAUGUUCCUCGACCGCUUGCUGGUGCCCGCCGAGGUCGCUGCUUUCGCUGAGCGGCUCGCCCCCCACCAGCUCGCCGUCAUGGCUGACGGUACCACCGUCCUCGAUAAGGCUGUCGUCGAGCACAAUCUCGUCGCCGCCAGUAAGCUCUACGAGAAUAUCACCACCGAUGCCCUGGGCGUCAUCUUGGGCUUGCAGCCCAGCGGCGACUUCUCCGCCGGCGAGAAGGCCGAGGCGUAUGCCGCGCGUAUGGUCGAGCAGGGUCGUCUGAAGGGGAGUAUCGACCAGAUCAAUGGGGUUAUUCACUUCGAGCCCGGCUCCGUGCCCGCCGGCCGUCACAUUCGCCAGUGGGAUGCCGGCGUGCAGAGCCUGGCGGAGGAUGUGGAGCGCGUGGCUACCAGUAUCACUGAGGCUUUCCCGGAAUUUGCAACCGAGCAAGCAGCUGUGCAUUAGGCGCUACGUGUGAUGCAGAACUAGGGUCAUGAGCAGAAGGAUACAUUUAGGUUCGGG